Arabidopsis thaliana (thale cress) is the source of this 1629-nucleotide messenger RNA. Its product is annotated as DEA(D/H)-box RNA helicase family protein. Gene Ontology annotation, molecular function: ATP binding; nucleic acid binding; ATP hydrolysis activity. Gene Ontology annotation, biological process: mRNA splicing, via spliceosome. Bases 1 to 1629 code for a protein of 542 amino acids. The record is from RefSeq and is marked reviewed. Gene Ontology annotation, cellular component: cytoplasm; nucleus. NCBI's taxonomy places the organism in Eukaryota, Viridiplantae, Streptophyta, Magnoliopsida, Brassicales, Brassicaceae. The transcript is spliced from 2 exons.
AUGGAAGUAGAUGAUGGUUACGUGGAGUAUGUUCCAGUAGAGGAGCGUCUAGCGCAGAUGAAGCGAAAGGUGGUGGAAGAACCUGGCAAGGGGAUGAUGGAGCAUUUAUCUGACAAGAAGAAGCUUAUGUCUGUUGGUGAAUUAGCCAGAGGUAUCACUUAUACAGAGCCUCUCUCAACAUGGUGGAAACCCCCUCUGCACGUUAGGAAGAUGUCAACCAAACAGAUGGAUUUGAUUAGGAAGCAAUGGCAUAUUACAGUUAACGGUGAAGAUAUUCCUCCUCCAAUCAAAAACUUCAUGGAUAUGAAAUUUCCGAGUCCACUUCUCCGUAUGCUCAAGGAUAAAGGAAUAAUGCACCCUACUCCUAUCCAAGUUCAGGGUCUUCCUGUUGUUUUGUCUGGCAGAGAUAUGAUUGGGAUUGCGUUCACUGGUUCCGGAAAGACGUUGGUUUUCGUGCUUCCUAUGAUCAUAUUAGCUCUGCAGGAGGAGAUAAUGAUGCCUAUAGCUGCUGGAGAAGGUCCCAUUGCGCUUGUUAUUUGUCCGUCUAGAGAGCUUGCUAAGCAGACUUACGAUGUGGUUGAACAGUUUGUGGCAUCUUUAGUCGAGGAUGGAUACCCGCGGUUGAGGUCGUUGCUAUGCAUUGGAGGAGUGGAUAUGAGAUCACAGUUGGACGUUGUUAAGAAAGGUGUUCACAUCGUUGUUGCUACUCCUGGAAGGUUGAAGGAUAUCCUCGCCAAGAAAAAGAUGAGCUUAGAUGCUUGCAGGUUGUUGACACUGGAUGAAGCAGAUAGGUUGGUUGAUUUGGGUUUCGAAGAUGACAUAAGACAUGUCUUUGACCACUUUAAGUCUCAGCGUCAAACACUUUUGUUUUCUGCCACAAUGCCUGCAAAAAUCCAAAUCUUUGCCACAAGUGCUCUGGUGAAACCUGUAACUGUUAAUGUAGGAAGAGCUGGAGCUGCGAAUCUCGAUGUCAUACAGGAGGUUGAAUACGUCAAGCAAGAAGCAAAGAUUGUUUACCUUCUGGAGUGUCUGCAGAAAACCACUCCACCGGUUUUAAUAUUCUGUGAGAACAAAGCUGAUGUUGAUGAUAUUCACGAGUACUUGUUACUGAAAGGAGUGGAAGCAGUGGCUAUCCAUGGAGGAAAAGAUCAAGAAGACAGAGAUUACGCAAUAUCUUUGUUCAAAGCUGGGAAAAAAGACGUUUUGGUCGCGACCGAUGUUGCUUCAAAGGGUUUAGAUUUCCCUGAUAUACAACAUGUAAUCAACUACGACAUGCCUGGGGAGAUUGAGAACUACGUGCAUAGGAUAGGAAGAACAGGUCGCUGUGGGAAAACUGGGAUAGCAACUACGUUUAUAAACAAGAACCAAAGCGAAAUCACGCUGCUCGAUUUGAAACACUUGUUGCAAGAAGCUAAACAGAGGAUUCCACCUGUCCUUGCUGAGCUUAAUGGUCCAAUGGAAGAAACAGAAACCAUUGCUAAUGCAAGCGGUGUCAAGGGUUGUGCUUAUUGUGGUGGUCUCGGGCAUCGGAUUCUACAGUGUCCAAAAUUUGAACAUCAGAAGAGUGUAGCUAUAUCUAGUUCUAGGAAAGACCAUUUUGGCUCUGAUGGAUACAGAGGAGAGGUGUAA